CUCACACACACAGAGGGAGUUGGGCAACACGUGGGUCUCAGAAGUGCCUUUGUCCAAAUGCGCUCCAUUUUUAAAGAGGCCAUUUUAACUCACUUCCAGACACGCACAGCACAAACGGGUAAGUUUCAUAGGAAAAAAAAAAAAACCACACGGUUUUGAAACCCAGAGAAGAAGGCAAUUCUUUUUUUUUUUUUUCGGGAGAAUCUUUAGCCGGAAAAAGAAAAGACUUUGAAAUGGCCGAAACUGAGGACUGGCUUCCGCCGGGUUGGACCGUGGAGGUUAAAAUUAGAAAUAACGGUAGAAAAGACAAGUAUUACCAUGCUCCUUUGGAUGGACCAAAGUUCAAUUCCAAGGCAGAGGUAUCACGCUAUCUCAGCUCCAAACAGAUCAUUGAUGGUAAAGGCACUUUCAAGCGAUUUAAGAGAAAUGUUGUGGUGGAAAAGGUUAUACCUAAAGGGUUACCACCAGGGUGGAUCAAAGAGAUUCGAAUGACAAAAAAGGCUGGAAAGAUCAGGAGGGACCCGUACUAUAUUGAUCCAAUAAAUGGAAAAAUAUUCCGUUCUAUGAAGGACGUAUAUCGCUAUCUUGAAACUGAGGAGCUAGGAAGUCUUGGAAAGAAGUUAAAGGGCAGCAGCGAUGAGGAUUUGGAAUAUGAUGAAACCUCUUCACCUGUUGUAAGCAAGGGACAAAAAUUAGCAGUCGGCAAAACAAGGAGACAGAUUGAUUUUAGUCAGAGCUCAAACUCGAAUGAGAUGUUGAAGGAUGAGCAAAUACCUAAUUCUACAUUUACUGGACAAUGCCAGUUUCCCCUUGAGCAUACUUCUGAUCAGGGUAGGAUGAGCAAUGAAUUAAGAAACUCAGACAUUCAAGAAGCUAAAGUUUCAGAGCAAGAAUUGCAAAGCAAUUCUCCCAAAAGUACAUCAGCUUCGUUUCCUGCAGGAGAUGUUCUUCAAGGUGAGCAAUCUCCAGAAUGUGUGUUGGCAAAGCAUGAAAGAGGAAGGACCAGACUAGGCCUGUCAAAAUCCAAAGCCAAGAAAGAGACCAACUUGCCACGACGUGCUUCAAAACGUCUUGCUGGACUUGAAGUUGAUCCAAUUCCAGAACUAAAGCCAAAAACGCGAGCACGCCGAUCUGCAGUGAAACAAUCGGGUGAUGAUGGAGUAAAUCAAUCAGGUUCAAGUUCUACCCCUGGUUCAGAUUGUGCAUUUGAACAGCCUGAUCAGCUUGAGGUUGAGCCAGAAACAUAUUGCAUAGUCGACACUUCCGAAAGCACAGAAUUGCCAUUGCAGUCAAACAAAAGGAGGCGUCUUCCUGUUGACUUGGUUACUCCAGAAAAGCAAGUAAGCGAAGCAGAAACAGGGAUUAAUUGUGAUGACAGAGCCAAUGAGAAACUGGAACUUCCUAUCGAAUUGCCUCUUGGGGAGUUAUUGACUGACCCAUGCAUCGCAUUUGCAAUAAAAACUCUCACAGGAGUAGCCUUUGACACUUACAAAAGCUCAGAAGUGGCAUCUGCAGGGUCAAACAGUAGGGAUCAUUCUUCAGGAAACUUGGUUACCCCGAUAGAGCUUGCUGGAAAUGUAGAAACAGGAAAAGAGGCUGAGAGGGAACUAGGACCCUCCGUUGUUUUGCCUAUGGGAGUCCUUUCUUUUCCAGAAAGGCAGGCGGGGAAAAUCGACACUGACAAAAAUGCUGAUGAAAAGUCAGGAUACCCUAUUGAGUUCCCUUCGAGCUGUUCAUGGCUGGAUCCUUGUAUCGAAUUUGCGAUAAAGACUCUGACUGCCGAUGCAGUUCCAGAUAUACAGAAUUACUUCCAGCAGCAACUAAGCUCAUCAAAUUCCCAAGAACAUAGUAGUGACUUGAGCAUGAAGAAUGUUGGUUUACACAACUUCAGCCAAACCAACGUUUUGCACCCACAGUUUUAUGAUGUGGAAAAGCCUGUGCUUGAGCAGCAAGUUCUGGUGGAGCAUACAUUACCGCAAAGCAGAAACAUCAGCAUACCGAGUUCCCGUGCUUCUUCUCAAAACCAUCAUGGACGAGGGAGACAUUGAGGCCAAGGAAAGAUGGCAAUCCACUAGCAUCGAGGAUAGAUUUUUGUAUAGUUUAGUAUUAGUAGGACAACAAGCUCCUUUUUUUUUUUUUUCUCUUUGUUUUUUUGUUGGGUUCGGUUCUUGGGUCAUUUUGUGGUUUUGCCAUUAGGAUAAUCUCUUUUUGUGAGAAAAUGAUUGUCCUCUACAAGUUUUAUGGUUAGCUUGGCACCGCAACCUCCCACUUUUUCCUAGCAAAUCUGUUUGCUCUUAGUUUCAAGGUUUUUUCAAUUGGCGGUGCAAAACCCAAAUUUCAAGUGCUCUGCACUGCUAUCUAAUUCGUUUCUUUUUGUUGGGUACGUAUGGUAUUCUUUGUUAGACUUGGACCCUUCCAACUAAUGUAUUUUAAAGACUUUCUAAACAGACUUAUUUUGAUUCGUUA
This is a messenger RNA of Ziziphus jujuba (common jujube), 2466 nucleotides long. Its product is annotated as methyl-CpG-binding domain-containing protein 13. Gene Ontology annotation, molecular function: DNA binding. The coding region runs from base 234 to 2048 and encodes 604 amino acids. The transcript has 6 exons. Lineage: Eukaryota; Viridiplantae; Streptophyta; Magnoliopsida; Rosales; Rhamnaceae. The record is from RefSeq and is a predicted model, not a curated record.